GGAGGCGAGCGGUGGCGCGGCAGGACUCGGCGGCGGCGAGCAGGGCCGGUGCUGUCCGCGGCUCUGCGGGUGCUGAAGGGCAGGCGGGCGCCCCGCGCCGCCUCCCCGCGGCGCUCGGUGCCUGGGGCUUGGUCUGGGUGCCGGGUCUCGGCGGGAAGCGUGGUGCUGGGAACUGCUGCGAGUUUGCUCCGGACUAGCUGGCUCCCGCUUCGGAUCGCCGUGCGUCCGCUUCUGCCUUUGUGUGACGAAGAGGUGUUCCUGGUCGCGAUUCUUGCACGGGGACCCGGCACUGGUUUUAUCUGCCUUGCAGACUUUAGUGACUCUUAGAUAAGGACCAGAUCUGUAAAAAUGUUUAUGUGGUGGUCAACUCUUUUGCUUCUUGGAUGCAUUUUGCUGGGAGCAGAUGGAUGGCCAGCCAAGGAAGGAUAUGACUUUAGGCCUUAUCAUCCUCUAGUAAGAUUACGCCACAAGCAGGAAAAGAAUCAGGAAAGCUCAAGAAAUAAAGGGCAUAUGGGCCAAGAUGGACGUUUUGGAACAUGUGAAAACAAGUACUGUGGUCUGGGUAGACACUGUGUUGUGAACGAGGAGACAGGCCAAGCGGAAUGUCUGUGCAUGGAGCACUGCAAGCCUCAUUACAAGCCUGUGUGUGGUUCGGAUGGAGAAUUCUAUGAAAAUCACUGUGAGGUACACAGGGCUGCCUGUCUGAAAAAGCAAAAGAUCACCAUUGUACACAAUGAAGACUGCUUCUUCAAAGGAGAUAAAUGCAAACCUACAGAAUACACUGAAGUGAAAAACAUGUUACUGGAUCUACAAAAUGGGAGAUACAUGGCACAAUCAAAAGAUAAAACCAUUGUAGAGAAAAUGGCUUUAAAGAAACUUCUUGUGGAUCAUAUGUUUAAUUAUUUUGAUUCAGACAACAAUGGACUUGUGGACACUAAUGAAUUAUCUCAGGUAAUAAAACGGGAUGAGGUUGGCAAGGAUCUAGCUGACUGCUCUCUGUUCGAUUUGCUGAAAUACGAUGAUUAUAAUAGUGACAAGCACCUAUCUCUGGAAGAAUUCUACAGAGCUUUUCAGGUAGUUCAGCUAAGUCUGCCUGAAGAUCAAAAACUAAGCACUACUGCAGCAACAGUGGGACAAAGCACUGUCUUAAGUUGUGCCAUCCAGGGAACUCUGAGACCUCCCAUCAUCUGGAAGAGGAACAAUGUCAUUCUGAAUAGCUUAGAUUUGGAAGAUAUCAAUGAUUUUGGAGACGAUGGAUCCUUGUACAUUACUAAGGUUACCACAACUCAUAUGGGAAAUUACACCUGCUAUGCUGAUGGUUAUGAUAAGCUCUAUCAAACUCAUAUUCUCCAAGUGAAUGUUCCACCAGUCAUUCGAGUCUACCCAGAGAGCCAGGCAAGAGAGCCAGGUGUGACAGCCAGCCUUCGCUGCCAUGCUGAAGGUAUUCCCAAUCCACAAAUCGGUUGGCUGAAGAAUGGAAUUGAUAUCACUCCAAAGUUAUCCAAACAGCUAACUCUUCAAGCAAAUGGUAGUGAGGUUCACAUCAGCAAUGUGCGCUAUGAAGAUACAGGAGCAUAUACUUGCAUUGCAAAGAACGAAGCAGGGGUGGAUGAAGAUAUUUCUUCUCUUUUUGUGGAAGACUCUGCUCGAAAAACCCUUGCGAACAUAUUGUGGCGAGAGCAAGGUCUGGGAAUUGGGAACAUGUUUUACGUUUUUUAUGAAGAUGGCAUCAAAGUAAUACAACCAGUGGAAUGUGAAUUUCAGAGACAUAUUAAACCUAGUGAAAAAAUCCUCGGUUUUCAGGAUGAAGUUUGUCCCAAAGCAGAUGGAGAUCCUGCUCAGCGCUGUGUAUGGGCAACUGCUGUUAAUGUAAAAGACAAAUUCAUUUAUGUAACUCAGCCCACACUUGACAGAGUUCUUGUGGUUGAUGUGCAGUCUCAGAAAGUUGUACAGGCAGUAAGUACAGAUCCUGUUCCAGUGAAACUACACUAUGAUAAAUCACAUGAUCAAGUCUGGGUACUGAGCUGGGGAAGCAUGGAAAAGAAUUCACCAACUUUGCAGGUGAUAACACAAGCCAGUGGGAGUAUUUCUCAUCACACAAUCCACACUCAGCCAGUGGGUAAGCAAUUUGACAGAGUGGAUGACUUUUUCAUUCCAGCUACAACCCUUAUCAUUACCCAUGUAAGGUUUGGAUUUAUUCUUCACAAGGAUGAGCCUGUGCUCCAGAAAAUUGAUCUAGAAACUAUGUCAUACGUCAAGACAAUUAGUUUAAAGGAUUAUAAUUGCAUUCCUCAGUCACUGGCUUAUACACUUCUUGGAGGAUAUAUUUUUAUCUGCUGUAAGCCUGAUACCACUGGGGCUGUUUUACCACAGCUUAUAGUGGACAGCGUUACUGAUUCUGUGAUUGGAUACAAUGGUGACGUAACAGGCAUGCCACAUAUCUCUCCAGAUGGACACUACCUUGUCAGCAUUGAUGAUGCAAAAGGUCUCAUGAGGAUCCAGUCCAUAACAAUGAGAGGAGAAAUACAGGAUGCAUUUGACAUUCACACUAAUUUGCACAUAUCUGAUGUAGCUUUUCAGCCAUCAUUCACUGAAGCUCAUCAAUACAAUGUCUACUGUAGCUCCAGCAUGCAAACUGAUGUUCUCUUCAUGGAGCUUUCCUCUGGCAAGGUUAAGAUGGUGAAGAGUCUGAAGGAGCCAGUAAAAGCAGACGAAUGGCCUUGGAACAGUAAGAACCGUCUUAUAAAAGACAGUGGCCUUUUUGGUCAGUAUCUCAUGACCCCUUCCAAGGAAUCUCUCUUUAUCCUGGAUGGACGGCUCAAUAAGCUAAAUUGUGAAAUCACCGAAGUUGAGAGAGGCAACACAGUAGUUUGGGUUGGAGAAGCAUAAGGAUCUGUGUUAGAUAUUUGCUGAAUGAAUAGUUUUUCAGUACAAUGCACUUAAAUUACACCAGUCUUCAAAUUUACAGAAUUUUUAUUUUAAACUCUUAGACCCUUCUAUGCCUGAUAUUUCUUUGACUUGAACAGAAUUUGAAUCAACUUCUGCAUAAAAGAUCUCAAAACAGUAUCUAUGCGAUAAUGGUACUCAUUAAUUAUCAGCUGGGAUUGUGGUGUUUGGCUGAAAUUACUGAAUGUUGAAAUUGAUGAUAAAUAUACAUUAUUUUAAAGGAAGUAAGAAAACAAACAAACAAACAAACCCCAAAAAACUUCAGGGAAUUUAAUAUGUUACUUUGCAUUUGUAAGUGGAAGACUUAAAUAUGAUUCAAAUUUUUGUUUGAGUUGCUUCCGACACAAGAGGAGAGCUAUUGUACAACUUUGACUCCUGCAACUGAGAUGUUCUGUCCUAAUCUGUCCUGUCCACUGUUUAAUCUUUUUGUGCCUUGAAGCGAAAGUUUCACAGGAAAGGUAAAGCAUAGGAAUUGUAUAAUUUAACCCCAUUGUAGCUGCAGGAUUGCUUGUCAUUAGAAAGAAACUUCUAAUAUCAAAUUUCUUGUCUCACAUUAUGAAACAUGCAUAGAGAGAAAAUAAGGAGAAAUUAUAUUUUCAAUGUUUUCUGAUCUCUCCAAUUUGACAGGUUUAUUUUUGUGGUGAGUCUUAGUUGAGGUUGCUGCUUGUAGAAGCUUAACAUUUUUAUUAGAGAAAAAUAGGUAUUAGUUUUUUCACCUAUCAGGAUUUCAUCAGCAAGGAGUUUCAGUUCUACUGAAGAGAAAUUAAUAUUUCUCAUUACAGAAUCACAGAAUCAGUCAGGGUUGGAAGGGACCACAAGAAUCAUCUAGUGUGUUUCUCCUUUCAGAAUAAACAACAUUCUAAAAGCCUGGCAUCACAAAACUUCACUUACAUCAUCAAGAAAACAUUUUGAAACAAACAAAAUGCAUUUUAAGAAACCGAAAAUGCAAAGAAUUCAAAUCUGCAACCAGCAGAUAAAAGUUUUGCUUAUGCAUUGUACCAUUGAUCUACAUUUGUUAAACCAUUUGGUUAGCUCAAGAGAUUAUCUGUUCCAUUCAUCCAAUUGGAUUAGUGCAAAAGAACCAAAAACCAUAAAAACAAAACCAAGAAAAAACUUUGUAUUUUUUUAUAGUUUGUUAAACAUGUAAAUGGGAAAAAUAGGACUCCCAGGAGUAAACAGGUUGGUAGGAUUGGAAAGCCAGCAGUAAACAGCUAUCCAAACUUUAAGGAAUCACUUGAAAGUUUGGGAGUACUUUUAUUUUUAUUAUGUUUUAUUCCUGCAAUGUGCUUAUAAGCUCUUAAACUGAUCUCCGCUUACUGAAAGUAAUCAGAAAAGAAAUACGUAGGGUUUUUUUAAAGCAAAAUUUUACUGCAAUUUAGAUUGUGUAAAAUUGCUUAGAAAUUUGGAAUUUUCUAGCAUUGUAAUCUUGUGUACAUUUAGCAUCCUGCCCUGUGUAGUACAGUAGAUCUGUUUAGCCUGAGCAAACCUCCUGACAGGUAAAUUUUACUAAGAUAAAAGUUUGCUUACAUUUCUAGCUACUGACUCUGUUUUUCUUUUCAACAGCUUUUCUCCAUUGUGAACAAACAAGAAUCAUGUAAUCUGUCUGUUACUCACUUAUUUGCAGUAGUCUGUCUCAUGCAUUUUUCUUCUGUAUCUUACACCACGUGAAUGUUCUGUAUGUAGAAAAUGCUUGACAAAAGGAGAAUAAACCCCAUACAUUUUAAA
This is a messenger RNA of Pogoniulus pusillus (Red-fronted tinkerbird), 4671 nucleotides long. RefSeq names its product follistatin like 5 (gene FSTL5). The transcript is spliced from 16 exons. Gene Ontology annotation, biological process: cell differentiation; regulation of BMP signaling pathway; multicellular organism development. The record is from RefSeq and is a predicted model, not a curated record. Gene Ontology annotation, molecular function: protein binding; calcium ion binding. Bases 349 to 2889 code for a protein of 846 amino acids. Lineage: Eukaryota; Metazoa; Chordata; Aves; Piciformes; Lybiidae.